Pogonomyrmex barbatus (red harvester ant) is the source of this 2239-nucleotide messenger RNA. Its product is annotated as tubulin glycylase 3A. Lineage: Eukaryota; Metazoa; Arthropoda; Insecta; Hymenoptera; Formicidae. The record is from RefSeq and is a predicted model, not a curated record. Gene Ontology annotation, molecular function: protein-glycine ligase activity, initiating. Gene Ontology annotation, biological process: cilium assembly; protein polyglycylation; cilium movement. Gene Ontology annotation, cellular component: microtubule cytoskeleton; axoneme.
CAGGAGCUUGUAAGAUCUGUGCACGAUAUAAUGAAAGAAAUGAUAAAAUAUCGAUCACAAAGUAAAAUCGAUGGUAUAAGAAAUAUAUGGAUUUUAAAACCGGGCGACGAUAGUUUAGGACGCGGAAUUGUUUUGAAAAGUUCUUUGGUUGAGAUCCUCGCCAAGGUAAAUCAAGCAGCAAAAGAAAAUACUAAAUACGUUGUGCAGAAAUAUAUAGAACGACCCCUGCUUGUUCACAAGACAAAAAUAGAUAUCAGACAAUGGUUCCUGAUAACCAGUACACAACCUCUCGUGGUGUGGAUGUACAAAGAUAUAUUAAUACGAUUCGCUUCGAAAGACUUCACCCUCGGUGAUUUUCACGAGUCCAUUCAUCUGUGCAACACGACAGUACAGCUGAAAUAUCGGAACUUACCGAGAUGCAAUUCUAACUUACCUGAGCAACGUCACUGGAAUCUUCAAAAUUUCAAAGAUUAUCUUCAAUCGUGCGGUCAAGAAUUGGCUUGGGAAAAAGUCAUUAGGCCGGGAAUAAAGCAAAAUCUGAUAGGCGCGCUUUUGGCGUCACAAGAUAAUAUGGUAAAUCGUAAGAAUAGUUUCCAAUUAUAUGGCGCUGAUUUUGUGGUGGCUGAUGAUUUUUCGGUGUGGUUAUUGGAAAUAAAUACAAAUCCACGAUUACAUCCACCAAGCAGCGAUGUCACCGCGCAACUCUAUCCGGAGAUAAUUGAAGACACGCUGAAAGUGGUCUUAGAUCGUCGUAAAAAUAAAAAAGGAUCUUCUGGAAAAUUCGAAUGUAUUUACAAGCAACGCAAUCCGUUUUGCGGCGUCAAUAUUUUGGGACAAGGCACGAGUCUCGGCAUUCGUGGCAAGGGUUUAUUCAUGACGCCGAAAUCACCGCAAGAUCUCUGACGUAACGCAACUAUAUAAACAUUGCCGAAAUUCACUUCUUCGAUUGCCUAUUUCGCAAAGAAUUGUUUCCAAUUUCAAUCAUAAUCCAUUCCGUAACGCGAGCAAUUUCGUAUUAACAUAUAAACAAUGUGUCACAAACUGCUAGCUACAUGUCGAAAAAUAUCUAUGUCCUUUUUACUUUUCGCAUGGCGCAUUUGAUAAGUGGAGAAAUAACUGGAAAACAGUAAUUUAUUAAAAACAUGUUUAUGUUACAAGUAACAAUGUUGUAGGUAUACAAUCCUAUAUAGACAAGCGUUCUUCUCUUUUUACGGAACAAUGCGUACAUAUUAUUACGAUUAACGGAGAUAGGGCUAUAUCACGUUCCACAUCCAUUCAUUAUUCACGUACAAAAUUAUUUUAGUUUUAUAAUUUUUUUUCAAGUCGUUAUAAUAUUCUUUCAAUUUGAUUUUUUAUUGUAAAAUGUAUCAUUUCAUUUUAUCAUUUCAGAAUAAAUAUAUUUCGCGUCAGAUUCAAAUAAUGUAGAUUAAUUAGAUAAAGUUAGUCAUAUAACAAUUGUAAAAUAAUUAUCUAGAAUAAUUCCAAGAAAAUCAUUUUCAAAAUUGCAUCAUCAUAUUUCAGAGCUGUUGAUAAAAUAGAUAAUUGUUAAAGGAGAAAUAAGAUAAUUAAUGUGUCUUCCGUAAUAAAUUAUAAUCAUUAAUGCUACCGGCAUUAAUAAUUAAUUUACUAUUAUUGCGACAUGAUCAAAUGUUAUAUGCACUUUAUCUCACUGAAAUAAAAUUGUUACGAUUUUUGUGUAUAGAGAGAAAUAACAGAGGACUUACGAUACAAAUAGCAUAUGUAUAAAUCAUGGAACUUCUAAUUGAGUUAGAAUAUACUUACAUCAGAUAGAACGAAUCGGUUAUUUCAAAAGUUGUCUCUCUAUGAUGUAUAAAUUUGAAAGUUUUUAAUAAAUUAAAAAUAUCAGUGUCAUUACAUCUUUGCAUAUUAAAAAAUUAUGUUCGCUCAUAUUGAUGUUAGUAUAAUCUCACGUAACAUGAAAUCCCAUCUGUAUCUAUGUUGAAACCUGACAAGACGAAAUCCGAUUAUUUAAUUCUGAUGUGUUCUAUCGUCAUCGCAAUCAAAUAAAGUAUUCAAUCUUGUUUGAUUUCAACAAUCGCUUUGAAUACAUUAGGGUGAGCUUUGUAUCUUAUGUUACUGCACUUAUCUAUGUACCCACGUAGGUACAGUCUAUAACUGUUCUCGCGAUCAAGUAUGAAAGCUGACAAGAUUUCGUGUACAUAUCACAUGUAAAACUGCAUAAAACAAUAUUAUAAACUUACGUAACCGAUUUUAGCGA